Molecule: messenger RNA, 903 nt
Organism: Penicillium malachiteum
Lineage: Eukaryota; Fungi; Ascomycota; Eurotiomycetes; Eurotiales; Aspergillaceae
Product: phosphoribosylaminoimidazolesuccinocarboxamide synthase
Exons: 3
Coding region: 1-903 (300 amino acids)
Biological process (GO): 'de novo' IMP biosynthetic process
Cellular component (GO): cytoplasm
Molecular function (GO): phosphoribosylaminoimidazolesuccinocarboxamide synthase activity
Source: RefSeq, a predicted model, not a curated record
AUGGCGGAAGCUCUAACAAACACUGAUCUGCAAGGAUCUUUACCCCUCAUUGCUCGUGGCAAAGUCCGUGACCUAUAUGAGGUCGACGAUAAGACCUUACUCUUCGUUGCAACCGAUCGAAUCUCCGCAUACGACGUGAUCAUGGAGAAUGGUAUCCCUAACAAGGGCGUUCUUUUGACACUCUGUACGAAGACCUGGUUCGAUAUUCUCUCCAGCACUGUCCCUGGACUACGCACACAUUUCCUCACCCUUGACCUCCCUUCCCAAAUCCCCGAGUCUCUGCGACCCGUGCUUCAGAACCGCGCAAUGCAAGUGCGCAAACUGCGCAUUCUCCCAAUCGAGGCCAUUGUUCGGGGAUACAUCACUGGCUCUGCUUGGAAGGAGUAUCAAAAAUCUGGCACUGUGCACGGUAUCCCCGUCCCUGCUGGUCUGAAGGAGAGCGAGGCAUUUCCCAAUGGUCCAAUCUAUACCCCUAGCACAAAGGCUGAACAGGGGGAACAUGACGAAAACAUUCACCCGGACCAGGCCGUCGCCAUUGUUGGAGAGCCAUACGCAUCUAAAAUUGCCGAUCUCGCUGUGCAGCUGUACAAGGCUGCUCACGUGUAUGCACUUGAGCGUGGUGUGAUCAUCGCGGAUACCAAGUUUGAAUUUGGUGUCGACGAGGAAACUGAUGAGAUUGUCCUGGCUGAUGAAGUCUUGACCCCAGACUCUUCUAGAUUCUGGCCUCAAGCAUCAUACACCAUUGGUCAGGGUCAGUCGAGCUUUGACAAACAGUACUUGCGAGACUGGUUGGUUUCUGAGGGUCUCAAGGGCAAGAACGGUGUUCGGAUGACUGAGGAGGUUGUCCAGCAGACUGCUGAUAAAUAUAAGGAAGCUUGGGAGAAGAUUACUGGUGGCAGGUAG